Messenger RNA from Anopheles funestus (African malaria mosquito), 1642 nucleotides. RefSeq names its product ubiquitin-related modifier 1 homolog (gene Urm1). Gene Ontology annotation, molecular function: protein tag activity. The transcript is spliced from 5 exons. NCBI's taxonomy places the organism in Eukaryota, Metazoa, Arthropoda, Insecta, Diptera, Culicidae. Gene Ontology annotation, cellular component: cytoplasm; nucleus. Gene Ontology annotation, biological process: protein urmylation; tRNA thio-modification. Bases 521 to 850 code for a protein of 109 amino acids. The record is from RefSeq and is a predicted model, not a curated record.
UAUUUACGUGUUUUCCACGCGAUGCUGUACCAGAAAAUUAUACGUACACGUUUAUUUUCAGCACAUUUCUCAUCGUUUCGGGCUUUUUUUUGUUGUUCAGCCGCUCUGACCGAUCACGCAAGAUCGGUUCGUGAGGAGCAGUAUCAGCGUACCGCGCAAGAUCGACAAAAUAUCGCGAACAGUUCCCGAUUACGAACACACGCUUAAGUCGGUGUGGACAUUACACUCCCGCAGACGAAGAUCAACCCCAACUGUAUAAGCAACAGCUGCUCGUGGGGAAAACAGUCAGUUUUUCAUACGCAUCCGGAACGAUAGUAUCUACGUUUUUGCGGUGGUGCUUAAUCGUUUGCCGGCACAGUAUCAAACGGUUCCCCGCACAGGAUCGUAACAGAAAGCAGUGCAGUGUGAAGAUUUUUGCAGUUUGCAGAAAACAAACAAACAUUUGCUGGAAGCACGAUAAGUGCGAUUGGUUUCAUCUUUUGGUUAGCUGAAACGGUUCAUCAUUGGUGCCAGCAACAGAAUGGACGAUUCCAUUGAUGAGGAGGUGAUUUCGGGUGGCUCUACCAUUACCGUCGAGUUCAGUGGUGGAGCGGAAACACUUUUCGGUGGUGUGAAAGAACACAUCGUACCAUUGGAUGGAUCAAAAAUAGUGCUGCUCGAGGAGAUGCUCCGUUGGUUGAGGGACAAUCGGCUGACGGGUGAUGUGAAUCUGUUCCUCCAGGAUAACACCGUCCGGCCAGGCAUCCUGGUCAUGAUUAACGAUACGGACUGGGAUCUGAUGGGUGAAACCGACUACAUCCUACAGCCUGGCGAUCAUAUUCUCUUCAUUUCCACCCUCCAUGGCGGAUAAGCACCAUGGUCGGAAAAGAUACCUGUGAUAAACUACUUCUACUUCUACUACUACUACUAAUACUGCAGAUAUCGCUGCUGCUAAUACUACCACUACUACUACUAUUGCUCGCUAUAGGCACAGAUAAGGGCGAGUUUGUUAAGAUUGGUUCUAGUGUUAAGAGUGGGCACACUCCUUUGACUCUUUUCCCCCCUCGCUUUUACUCACUCACGAUUCAUGCGCAAACGUACCCCGUACACAAAAACAAAGGACAAACAAGUAAUCCACCCAAAAAAAAAACGAUGAAGCGUAAAAUCAGCGACGAUGCUGAUAAUAGAAAGACGCCCGUUUUUCUAGUCAAGCAGCCGAGAAGGUUCGCGAGUUGUGCCGUGGUAUCGUGUCUGAUUUGCGAAUCGGAAGAGUGGUUUGAAUUUAUUUGUUCAACCAACAGCGAAACUGCAUGUGCGCUUGUGUACGAGGGUAUGCUAGAGCUAAUUGAUGAAAUGAUGUAAGCAUAAGGAAUACAAAAAAAAGCGGCGGGCAAGUAACAGAACACAAAAUUAACCCGUUUGAUUUUUUUGUUUUGUUUCGUCGGUUAAAGCUAAGCAGAUCACUGUACUUUCGUCUGCGCGGUGCGUGUCGUGUGUCGGUAUUGCGAAUUCCCACAACCUUUUUGGGGGGGGGGGGGGGGGGUGGAGUUUUUAUAUAUCGUUUUUAAUUUUGUUUAUGAUUAUCGUACUGAAGAAGAACGGAAAGCAUUAGGUGGAUACGAGCAGAAUUAAUGGAGAAAUAUAUACCAAUAUAAGUUGAUUA